CUAAAUCUCGGCAGUCGUUUCUUACACAGGGCUCCUUAGAGGUCGGCUGUAAGAGUGAGCGUAUUCUGCUCCGUGUGUCAGUUCCUUUUGAAACAGCUUCAACAAGCAUGCGUGAGUGUAUCUCCAUCCACGUUGGACAGGCUGGUGUCCAGAUUGGAAAUGCCUGCUGGGAGCUUUACUGCCUAGAACAUGGGAUCCAGCCAGAUGGAAAGAUGCCAGGUGACAAGACUCUUGGAGGAGGGGACAAUUCCUUCAACACCUUCUUCAGUGAGACUGGAGCUGGAAAGCAUGUCCCCAGAGUUGUAUUUGUGGACCUGGAGCCUGCUGUUAUUGAUGAGGUGCGCACUGGGACCUACCGCCAGCUGUUCCACCCUGAGCAGCUGAUCACUGGUAAGGAGGAUGCUGCCAACAACUACGCCCGUGGACACUACACCAUCGGCAAGGAGAUCAUUGAACUGGUGCUGAACAGAAUUCGCAAACUGGCCGACCAGUGCACUGGCCUUCAGGGCUUCCUGGUUUUCCACAGCUGUGGAGGUGGCACCGGCUCUGGUUUCACCUCCCUGCUGAUGGAGCGUCUGUCUGUCGACUACGGCAAGAAGUCCAAGCUGGAGUUCUCCAUCUACCCAGCUCCCCAGGUGUCCACCGCUGUGGUGGAGCCCUACAACUCCAUCCUGACCACCCACACCACCCUAGAGCACUCUGACUGUGCAUUCAUGGUGGAUAACGAGGCCAUCUACGAUAUUUGCCGUAGGAAACACGCUAUUGACCACUUCCCUUUGGCCACCUACGCCCCUGUCAUCUCUGCUGAGAAGGCUUACCAUGAGCAGCUCUCAGUGGCUGAGAUCACCAACGCCUGCUUUGAGCCAGCCAAUCAGAUGGUGAAAUGUGACCCCCGUCAUGGCAAGUACAUGGCUUGCUGCCUGUUGUAUCGUGGUGAUGUGGUGCCUAAAGAUGUGAAUGCUGCCAUCGCCACCAUCAAGACCAAGCGCACAAUCCAGUUUGUGGACUGGUGCCCCACUGGUUUCAAGGUUGGCAUCAACUACCAGCCACCCACUGUAGUUCCAGGUGGGGACCUGGCCAAGGUCCAGAGGGCUGUGUGCAUGCUGAGCAACACCACUGCUAUUGCAGAGGCCUGGGCUCGGCUUGACCACAAGUUUGAUCUCAUGUACGCCAAGCGUGCCUUUGUUCACUGGUAUGUGGGUGAGGGUAUGGAGGAGGGCGAGUUCACCGAGGCCAGGGAAGACAUGGCUGCGCUAGAGAAGGAUUAUGAAGAAGUUGGAACUGACAGUGUGGGAGAUGAAGGAGAAGAGUACUAAAUGGUGUGCCCUUCUAUUGAUCUGUGCCUUUAUUAAUGUAAAAAUAAAGUGUUUCUUUGACUGCACUUAUUCGCCA
Monopterus albus (swamp eel) is the source of this 1392-nucleotide messenger RNA. Its product is annotated as tubulin alpha-1A chain-like. The transcript is spliced from 4 exons. The coding region runs from base 108 to 1316 and encodes 402 amino acids. Gene Ontology annotation, cellular component: microtubule. The record is from RefSeq and is a predicted model, not a curated record. Gene Ontology annotation, molecular function: GTP binding; structural constituent of cytoskeleton. Gene Ontology annotation, biological process: microtubule-based process. NCBI's taxonomy places the organism in Eukaryota, Metazoa, Chordata, Actinopteri, Synbranchiformes, Synbranchidae.